Molecule: messenger RNA, 1875 nt
Organism: Neltuma alba
Lineage: Eukaryota; Viridiplantae; Streptophyta; Magnoliopsida; Fabales; Fabaceae
Product: protein FRIGIDA
Exons: 3
Source: RefSeq, a predicted model, not a curated record
UCGGAAAUUGUUAAUAUGGUUAGGGUUCUUUCCCUCUUCGGUUCGCAUCUGUGCUCUGAUCCAUCCUCCAUGCCGAUUCCCUCAACUGUCUUGAAUUCUAUCCCAAUGACUGGUAAUGUACCUGUCAAGGUGGAACAUGACCCAGCAGCAUCAAUUUCAGUGUCUUUGCGAUCGAUAUCGUCCCAGCCUGUCAAAGGAGAGCCAGAUGAUCUUUCAAACGGUCAGCUUCCAUUGAUGGUGCCGUCAGUCUCUUCAGCGCAUGGAGAUGAUAAGCGUGCGGCUGAAAUUGCGAAAUCGGUGAGUGAACUCGGUAAUCUAGCUUUUGCUAUAAAUGCUUUCAAGAGCAGGUUUGAUGAAUUGCAAAAGCAUCUGGAUUUCAUCGACAAAGCCAUCGACACGAGGUCCAAAGAGCUUCCUCUUCCCUCCAAUACAACGCAGAAUACGGUGAUAGUGUCUUCUACUCCUUCGGCAGGAGGCAAUGUUCAUAGUACGGAACCUGUGAGUGCCCAGCCUACUCUGGUGAAGGAGAAUGCAUUGCAUUCGAAUCAGAAAUUGAAAGAGAAAACUGAGAAUGGGGACGGAGGUGGGUCCCUAAAUGAUGUUCUUUCACUUUGCCGAACGAUGUGCAGCCGUGGCCUCCGUAAAUAUAUAGUCUCAAAUCUAUCACAACCAGAGAAACUCCGUGAGCAAGUUCCCGUGGCGCUCAAGAGUGCCCCGAAACCAUUGAAACUCGUUUUUGAAUGCAUUGGGCGAUUUUUUCUCCAGGGAAGCAGAGCUUACAACAAAGACUCCCCCAUGAUUCCUGCUAGACAAGCUUCAGUUCUUGUUUUGGAAUAUUAUCUCUUGUCCGGUUGCACUGAUAAUGAGAAAGACAUUGAUCCUUCCUUGAAGGAAGAAGCUAGCUUGUCUGCAUCUGCCUGGAAGAAAAGACUGAUCGUCGAGGGUGGUGUUUCAAAGGCUUGUGAGAUUGAUGCAAGGGGUUUGAUUCUUUUCGUUGGUUGCUUCGGUAUUCCAGCUGGUUUCCGACACGAAGAGAUACGGGAUUUGAUUCGUUUGAGCAAUCCUAGGGAAAUUAUGCAUGCCCUUCGUCAGUCUCGUGGCCUUCUCAAGAAGGUUUCAGAUAUUACUGAUGGAUUGUUGAAGAAGGGCAUGGUUGUUGAAGCUAUUGACUUGGCAUAUAUAUUUGGAUAUGAAGAAAAACUUUCCCCUCAGACAAAUUUGACUUCAUAUUUGCAGAAGUCUGAAGAUUCUUGGAAGAAAACUAAGCAAGAAACUCGUGGUUCAGCUACUGCAUUGAAGCAAGCUGAUGAAAAAUACUUAGCUACUCUGAGGUCUGUAGUAAAUUGCUUGGAAGGUCACCAAAUUGAUCACGCAGAAUUUCUUCCUGGAUCGAAACUAAAGGAGAAGAUAAGCAAACUGGAAAAAGAUAUUGAUGAUGCCAAUAGAAAAAUCCAAGACAAGGUGGUGUCAAAGAGAAAAAUGGAUAAAAAUGAUUCUUCAAACAAAUUGAAGACUCCAGAAUCAAAGCGAUCAAGGUUGCAUUUAAAAGAUCCACCUCUAGUAUCAUCUCCACUCUCCUUUUUGCAUGAGCAAAGGACUAGUGGUAAUAUGGAUGGAAAUAGCUUGUAUGAUGGUUCAUUGACGGCACAUGUGCUGAGCAGACCCUCAAGUCAUUUAUACUCUCCUGCAUCAUCUGUACAACUUGGAUCUGCUGCAGGGCCUUUGCUGGAUGGUGUCUUUGGAGGUACAUUAGCAGCUGGGGGCGGCAAGCUUAUAGGUGCUGCAAUUGGUGGCACAACUGCUUCAUUUUCCGCAUAUCACGGAGAUAUAGCAUUAGACAAUGUUGGGACAAUGCUGAAUACCAAUGACCAUCUU